CAGCAGCGGCUGCAGCUGUAGCGGACGCCGGAUCGAGCAGGGAAGAAAGCUAAGAUUCCACCCUGCCCACCCGUGACCGAACCCCACUCACCGCAUCCCAGAGACCAUGGCCAGCAAGAGCUUCCAAGGCCUGAAACAACAGGCAGAGGGGGCAGCUCAGGAGGCUGCGACCGCGGCAGGACAGGCGGCCCAACAGGUCGUGGACCAGGCCACGGAAGCAGGACAGAAAGCUGUGGAACAGGUAGCCAAGGCCACCCAGGAGGGAGUCGACAAGACCACGGAGCAAGCCACCGGGGCCAUUGCCGGAUUAGGGAAAAAAUGUGGGUUCAAGAAAUGAUCUGGAAAGCCCUGUAAACCACACAACCACUUCUGUCCUGCUGCCUGUAAGUUUGGAAAUGAUGCUGGGAAUUGCUAAUGGAACUGAAGCUCAGGCCUUUCAUUAAAAAUGUUCUCCCAGGAAA
Ornithorhynchus anatinus (platypus) is the source of this 461-nucleotide messenger RNA. It is a transcript of the gene ADIRF, whose product is annotated as adipogenesis regulatory factor. The coding region runs from base 107 to 337 and encodes 76 amino acids. Gene Ontology annotation, biological process: positive regulation of fat cell differentiation. The record is from RefSeq and is a predicted model, not a curated record. The transcript is spliced from 3 exons. Gene Ontology annotation, cellular component: nucleus. Lineage: Eukaryota; Metazoa; Chordata; Mammalia; Monotremata; Ornithorhynchidae.